AUGGAUCAAGCAAAGUUGGCGCGCAUGCAAGCGUCGGUGCGCAUUGAUGGCUAUGAGGAAUUCGAGGCUAAUUCGAUAUAUAGCGGCAAGGGUACUCCCCGCAGGAAGGUCAAGAAGGUCCACAGGGCCGCUGGCACCGACGACAAGAAGCUCCAGACCGCGCUGAAGAAGCUCAACGUCCAGCCCAUCCAGGCCAUUGAGGAGGUCAACAUGUUCAAGAGCGACGGAAACGUCAUCCACUUCUCCGCACCAAAGGUUCACGCGUCAGUGCCUGCCAACACCUUCGCCAUCUACGGACACGGCGAGGACAAGGAGCUGACAGAGCUCGUCCCCGGCAUCCUCAACCAGCUCGGCCCCGACUCGCUCGCAUCGCUACGCAAACUCGCCGAAUCUUACCAGAGCAUGCAGAAGGAGAAGGGCGAGGACGGUGACAAGAAGGAGGACGACGACGAGGAGGACGAUGAUGACAUCCCCGACCUCGUCGCUGGCGACAACUUCGAGUCCAAGACUGAGGUCGAGUAA
Alternaria conjuncta is the source of this 522-nucleotide messenger RNA. RefSeq names its product Nascent polypeptide-associated complex subunit beta (gene EGD1). The coding region runs from base 1 to 522 and encodes 173 amino acids. The transcript is spliced from 3 exons. Lineage: Eukaryota; Fungi; Ascomycota; Dothideomycetes; Pleosporales; Pleosporaceae. The record is from RefSeq and is a predicted model, not a curated record. Gene Ontology annotation, cellular component: nascent polypeptide-associated complex; cytosol.